This is a messenger RNA of Ruditapes philippinarum (Manila clam), 1003 nucleotides long. Its product is annotated as E3 ubiquitin-protein ligase DZIP3-like. The record is from RefSeq and is a predicted model, not a curated record. NCBI's taxonomy places the organism in Eukaryota, Metazoa, Mollusca, Bivalvia, Venerida, Veneridae. The transcript is spliced from 5 exons. Bases 41 to 1003 code for a protein of 320 amino acids.
CAUCAUAAUAACAAACACUUGUGAAAUGUAAUGUUUAGUCAUGGCUGCUGCUCAACCUGGAACAUCAUCUUCAGCACAGGCAUCAGACAAUCGUAUCUUCCAAUUCCGUCUACAAAUGCUAAUUAUUGAUGGUGGACUCGCAGUUUUAAGAAAUUAUGUAGACCAGGAACUUUUAGCUCAAUCUAUUACUCUUAGUGGAUGUCUUGCAAACGAAAAGACUACUAUCAAACUUUUAAAGGGACGUAAGACAAUAACACAGGUGCAAUAUGAUUUACUGUAUCCAUCGAAUGGCACUGUUUCAACGUCAGAUUUGGACAUCACACUUAUCAUUUGUCUCAUGAGGAACCUAAAAUGUUUCAAGUUAAAUAAAAAGUACAAUUGGAACAUUUUACCAGGACAAAGUGAUACUUCUAUCGAGGCAGACAUUUGUAGACUGAAGAAUUACAGAAAUGAAAUUUGUCAUAUAUCGACCACUACAGGGAUACAAUAUAACGAUUUUAUAACCAAGUGGAAAGAAAUCGAACAGAUUCUCCUUAGAUUUGAUAAAGUGUAUCCCAUCAAAGACUUUCACCAGACAAUUACUGACUUUGAAUAUAGCCCUCUUGAUCCACAAACAGAACAGAGGGUAACAGAUGAAAUUGAAAAGUGGGAAAAACAGGAUAAGGCAAUAGUCGAUGAUCUAGAGUUUCUGAAAUCUGGUCAUAAAGUUUUGCAGGAGGCUAUUGAAGACUUAAAGACUAAAGACAUAAGAUCAAAAAAGGGCCCAGAGAAACAGCUUACUAAAGAAGAGACAGAUGGGCUGGUCAAUUACGUUCUAUACAUGGCCGGACAAGGGUUUUCGCUCACAAGAACGAUGGUCAGAUGCUACGUUCAGGAACGUGAAGAGACAGAAAUAAAGAGACAGGAAGAAAAGAAAAAAAAACGUGAAGAAGUGUGGGAUUUGAAACGUAAACAGAAAUUAGUGGAAGAUGAGUUAAAGGCUGCGAAAAGACAGGAAAAAUGA